AUGACCCCCUGGCAGAGGCUGAAUGCUCACAGAGACUGGGAGUUUUUUGAGGACUCUAUCAAGAAACAUACCUUCUGCAGGUUCGCAAAAGAUGAAGAUCUUUGGGAAAAUGUAGGCGGCAUGUUGAUCUUUGCUAAAAAAACCAUUUCAACCCAGAAGCUUGAAACAGUGGUGGUGGUGUAG
This is a messenger RNA of Dovyalis caffra, 183 nucleotides long. The record is from the annotation of a GenBank genome assembly. NCBI's taxonomy places the organism in Eukaryota, Viridiplantae, Streptophyta, Magnoliopsida, Malpighiales, Salicaceae.